GAGGAAACGGUUCUCUUUUGGGGCUUGUCUACCACGUUGUUCAAAUUUUAUAAAAGUCAAUUUAAAUCUAAGAUUUGAGCAUUUAUUCGAAGGUGUCAUUUAAAACAAUGAAUAAUUUUAUAAGCAGGAGGAACAUUAUACAAAACAUACGCAUACAUCAAUAUCAGGUGAUAAGCACAGGCAGAUCUAUUGUGCAAUGGAGAAGAUCAUUUUCAACUACUGGUAUGGAAGAGGAAACCGGAAACAAAUAUGAAAAAAGUUUAAACCGAGUUCAGAUAAUAGGUAGACUAGGUCGAGAUGCUGAACUAAGAGGUUCUGAUCAAAGAUCUGUUGUUGUACUUUCUGUAGCAACCAAUGAUGUUUAUACUAAACAGUCAGGUGAAAGAGUGAGCCAUGUAGAUUGGCACAGAAUUAGUGUUUUUCAACCUAAUUUACGUGAUAAAAUUGCUGUUAAUUUAAAGAAAGGUGAUCGUGUAUUUUUAGCUGGUAAGAUAAGAUAUGAUGAGUACAGAGAUAAUGAUAAUGUAUUACGAAGAUCUGCAAGUAUUCUAGCAGAUGAUAUAAUAAACAUCACAAAGAGAUAUGAAGAGGGAAUGAGUGAAGAAGUAGACUGAAUAAGAAUCAUCUUCAUUUUUAUCAUUUAUUGGGUAUCAUCUGCAUCUGUUCUUAUUGUAAUGCUUAGCUUAUGAUUAGGAGCACCAGAAUGUUUUAGAUUUAUACCUCCAUCCUAUCAAUAUUUAAAGUUAAACAUACAUUAUGCAAGAUCUGCCUAGUACAGGUCUUUCUUUAGGCCUCAAAUGUUAUCUAAAUUAUUAAUUAGACAUUAGUUAACUUACCCAAACCAUAAUCAACUCUCAAUACCAUCGUUAGCCUGCGAUAUUUAGUGGAUCUGAAUACAUUCUGUGACGGAUGAUUUAUCGUAAAAAUGGAUAAUCAAGACUCUGUUUAUCAUUGUACCAGCGGUAGUAAUGAUGAUCGAGGCUAGCCUAAUCUUGAAUCACUAAUAUCUUGGUUAAGAGUGAAGCAAUUUGACAGAAGUUAUCAGAAUAUUCUGUUUUCAUUAUCUAUUUUUUUAAUUAUUAUAGCAAGAACUGUCAGCUCUUUAUCUAAUCUUACGUAAUGCCCAGUGACAUCUAUAUGACUAAUAUUACCAUGUAGAAGCAGGAGUGUGUGAUAUAGAUAAUGCCAUGAGAGUGUUUGUGUGGGUAGUUCUCCAUAGAUGUGUUAACCAGUAAAGAUAUGCCAUCAAGGUCGAUGCCUUGAUGGAGUUUGAAGAUGGGCAUUUUCUGCUUAGGGUAAGCAGAGAUAAGCAAUUUGUUUGGUUGAUGCUUUGGGACACAAGUUCUGAUAAGUCAGAGUGAUGAAACUUGGUGUAAAGUUGACUAAGUUCGAUAAUGAACAUUUUCUGCUAAGGGUAAGCAGAGCGAUAAGCAAUUUGAUUGGUUGAGACUUUGAAACACAAUAGCUCUCCUUGUGAUUGCGGUAGAAUGUUCAUACUUGGUGUAGGCGUUCAUAAGAUGAAUGCCUUUGAUUAGUCAAGACUUUGGAACAUAACAACUCUGCUUUUUUAAAAAGUAUUAAAAUAAAGCCUUAAAAUAGAUGGUAUCUAUAAACAGUCCUACCUUGUUAAAGAAUAAUCCUAUAAUUCACUAUUGCCAGUUGACUAAUUGGCAAAAAUAUCAUUUUCAACUUAAAUUCAAACGUUUAAAGAUAGCUAUUCCGUGGUGGGGAAUAGGAAAACAAGGGAGGUAAUUGUGUUAUUAUUUCCGGUGUGAAGAUUUUUAAGUGUGAGGUUGAGAAGGAUAACCUAUGAUCGUAUAAUAGUGAGUUGACAACCUAUUGAGCAAAAGACAUAGAAAUAAUUAUGUUUUUACUUUCUUAGAAAAUAUGAAAUUGUAACUUUAAAUGAGGUAGAAUGUUUAAACUUGAUGUUGAUGUUCAUUAGGUGAAUGUCUUGACUGAGUGCAAUGAUUAACAUUUCCCGCUGAAUCUAAGCAGAGCUAAGCAAUUUCUUUGAUUCUUUGAUUCUGUCUGAUAGAGAGUGUGUGAUGAAAGUUUGAUUGCUGGAUACUUUUGAAAAAGAUAAACAUGCAAUUAAUUAAUAUGUGUCAUCUAUUAUUUCGGGAUUUCGGUGGGGGACAUCAGCCUUACUGUUGGCUUGUUGCAAAUGAUUUAUAUUUAGUUGUAAUUAUCAAAAGAUAACAGAAGUCAUUGUAAAUUUAUCUUUUCUAUUAUUAAUUAUCUAUUAUUAAAAUAUUUUCAACAAUAGAUAGUCAAAAAUGCAAAUAGAUUUGUCUUUAAUGGACAAAUUAAUAUGCCAGAUAUGACGUUCAGGGGGAAUCUGAAUCAAAUCAAUUGUUUCAAUCGAAGGAUUUUGUUACCAUUAGCACUUGCUGAUGCCCAGUGAUGGUUUCUUUGUUUACAAUGAUUGAUACUUUCUCUCAUAACCCCAAAGCAAGAUUAUUAAUUAAAGAGACCCAUGAAUUGCAGUUUUUGUUCAACAUUGUCUUAACUAUUUUAUUACCAGAUAAUAAAGGAAUAUAAAAAUU
This is a messenger RNA of Patella vulgata (common limpet), 2549 nucleotides long. RefSeq names its product single-stranded DNA-binding protein, mitochondrial. The transcript has 7 exons. Gene Ontology annotation, cellular component: mitochondrial nucleoid. Lineage: Eukaryota; Metazoa; Mollusca; Gastropoda; Patellidae. Gene Ontology annotation, molecular function: single-stranded DNA binding. The record is from RefSeq and is a predicted model, not a curated record. Bases 108 to 614 code for a protein of 168 amino acids. Gene Ontology annotation, biological process: positive regulation of helicase activity; mitochondrial DNA replication.